Striga hermonthica is the source of this 307-nucleotide messenger RNA. The record is from the annotation of a GenBank genome assembly. Lineage: Eukaryota; Viridiplantae; Streptophyta; Magnoliopsida; Lamiales; Orobanchaceae.
CGUUGGCUCGCUUCGAGAAGAAGAAAGCAGAAGCGGCCCAAAAAUCGGUUGUCCAAGAGCUCGGGGGUGGCUCGGAUUCCGCCGCUUCACCGGCGGGGGUCGAGACGACUGCGGCUAAGAAAGCUAAAGUUGUUCUUCCCUCCGCCUCUGUCCCUGCCAAGUCGUCGGGUCCUUCUUCCCACAAGAGGUCUCACGAUCAGAGGGAUAAGGCGUCGGCCUCCGAUUCUUCGAAGCGCCAGAAGGGGAAGGAGUCGACAGCUGAGGUCGACACGGUUCCGCCCCCGACUGGAGGGAACGUGGGGCAGCC